ACAAGCGGUAAGCACGCGCGCAAGUUCAGUGAUUGAUCAAACCUGCCAGAGAGGAACUUUUGCACGUAAAGCGACUUAUUUUAAGAGCGUGCAUAAUGUCUGUCAUGUUAAUUUUGUCUCCUGGAGCGGAGGAGAUGGAAGCUGUCAUACCCGUUGAUGUCUUGAGACGGGCUGAGGUCAAAGUAACCAUUGCGGGACUGUUUGGCAAUGAUCCAGUGGCCUGUAGCAGAAAUGUGACUAUUGUUCCAGACAUGACUUUAGAUGAAGCUCUUGCACAGGGUCCCUAUGAUGUCAUCCUCUUACCAGGCGGUGGACCAGGAGCAAAGAAUCUCUGUGAGUCCAAGAAGGUUGGUGAAUUGCUGAAGGCACAAGAGGAAGGCGGUCGGAUCAUUGCAGCUAUCUGUGCAGGACCAACAGCAUUAAUGACACACAACAUUGGUGUGAAGAAAACCAUUACAUCGCACCCUGGAGUCAAAGAAAAACUGGAAAACAGUGGUCUGUUCACCUACAGUGAGGACAGGGUUGUGCGAGACGGUAAACUGAUCACGAGCCGAGGUCCAGGAACGGCAUUUGAGUUUGCGCUGGCCAUCGUGGAACAGCUCAAGGGACAGGAAACGGUCAACAAGAUUAUACCACCAAUGCUCCUCAAAGUCUGAAAGUUGGGGGAAGCGGCUGCCGGGACUUACAUGAAGAAAUACGCAACUCACACAUCCAGAAAGCCCCAGCUAAGGCAAGUUUCUUGGGUGGUAAUAUGAAGCGAUUAAAUGAAAAUGAAAUAUUCAUCGCAUGAUCAAAUAGUUUUCGUUCAGCUACGGUAUGUAGACUUAAAUUAGUUUAUGUGGGGUUAAGUGUUUGACACAUAGCUGUCCAUAAAUGACCCACUAUUCAGACUGGCAAAAUUAGUCGCCUAGCGGAAUGAGAUCUAUGUAUCUAUAUUUAUAUAAUAAGUAAUGUUUUUUCUGAACUUUGUUUGAGUCUGAACAUCCCAUAAUGAAAUGUUGUAUAGCGAAAUUGAUAUGUGAGCAUUGUUUUUAAAAAUAAUUCAUAAAGAACAGUGAUCAGGUGCACGUCCUAUCGUACAAAUAUCGUUUAACUCAGUAGUACUUAUCAUGAGUUUGUACUGAUAUCUAUGAAAGCUGACACUUAACGUGUGCCAACACACUUCUUUUAGACUAGUUACUGUAUUAUGAUGUUUCUUCAUACAAUAAUGUUCAUCUGCGUAGCCCCCUUUUGCUGUACAAUGAUUCUUUAUCCAAUGUUUCGCUAUCAAGGCUUCAACUCCGUGCCUGUUGGUCAUGUUAAAAACCUAUUUUUCAAACACAUUUACGAAUACUUGCCAAGCUAUGUGUAGCAUGGUGGAAUACACUGGGAUUAAAGAUGAGUGUGAACAUGCUGAGUAGUGCAUGCUUGAACUUGAAAGUAGCCGGGUUAAAAGCAUUAUGAGUCCUAGGGGAUAGUUGAUUGAUAAAUAAAUGGCUUUGAGAUAGACUAUGUAGCUAUGUAGGUGAAGGGACAAGGGAAAAAGAGUAGAGAAAUAGGUCGGGUGGGGUUAAGAAUGAUAAAUAUACCUUGGACAACAGAUUUGUUUUUGAUAGAAUUUAGUUAGGUGUUUGUGAAAAUGGUGAAUGAUAACAGAGUCGUUGUAUUAGUAGUUAAUUGAUACUCUAGAGCCUGAGCUGUCACUGGUAUCUCGAGAAUAUUCCAACGAGUGAAUCCAGCAUACCCACGCUAAAAAGUAUAAGGACUUCCCCUUCAUUUCACCAAUCAGGAAUAGAAACAGGUAAAAAGUUUGUUAGAGUUUUGGAAUAGAAAGUUUGGACCAAUGAAAUAAGUUUUUGCCCUGUCCAUUAAGAAGUCGACAGUGGUGGGAGAUCAGGUGACCAAAAAGUAUUAUGGGA
This is a messenger RNA of Strongylocentrotus purpuratus (purple sea urchin), 1898 nucleotides long. It is a transcript of the gene park7, whose product is annotated as protein/nucleic acid deglycase DJ-1-like. Gene Ontology annotation, cellular component: nucleus; cytosol. Bases 96 to 656 code for a protein of 186 amino acids. Gene Ontology annotation, biological process: protein deglycation, glyoxal removal; guanine deglycation, glyoxal removal. The record is from RefSeq and is a predicted model, not a curated record. Gene Ontology annotation, molecular function: protein deglycase activity. The transcript is spliced from 7 exons. Lineage: Eukaryota; Metazoa; Echinodermata; Echinoidea; Camarodonta; Strongylocentrotidae.